This is a messenger RNA of Nothoprocta perdicaria, 1164 nucleotides long. RefSeq names its product retinoic acid receptor gamma. Gene Ontology annotation, molecular function: RNA polymerase II cis-regulatory region sequence-specific DNA binding; nuclear glucocorticoid receptor binding; zinc ion binding. Gene Ontology annotation, biological process: retinoic acid receptor signaling pathway; cellular response to corticotropin-releasing hormone stimulus; regulation of transcription by RNA polymerase II. Gene Ontology annotation, cellular component: nucleus; transcription regulator complex. The transcript is spliced from 7 exons. NCBI's taxonomy places the organism in Eukaryota, Metazoa, Chordata, Aves, Tinamiformes, Tinamidae. The record is from RefSeq and is a predicted model, not a curated record. The coding region runs from base 28 to 1164 and encodes 378 amino acids.
GAGACGCAGAGCAGCGGCUCGGAGGAGAUGGUGCCCAGCUCGCCGUCGCCGCCGCCGCCGCCGCGCGUCUACAAGCCCUGCUUCGUGUGCAGCGACAAGUCCUCGGGCUACCACUACGGCGUCAGCUCCUGCGAGGGCUGCAAGGGCUUCUUCCGCCGCAGCAUCCAGAAGAACAUGGUGUACACGUGUCACCGGGACAAGAACUGCCAGAUCAACAAGGUGACGCGCAACCGCUGCCAGUUCUGCCGCCUGCAGAAGUGCUUCGAGGUCGGCAUGUCCAAGGAAGCCGUGCGCAACGACAGGAACAAGAAGAAGAAGGAGGUGAAGGAGGAGGCGGCCGAGGGCCCGGAGCUGACGCCGGAGCUGCACGAGCUCAUCCAGAAGGUCAGCAGAGCCCAUCGGGAGACGUUCCCGGCGCUCUGCCAGCUGGGCAAGUACACCACGAGCCUGAGCGCCGACCACCGCGUGCAGCUGGACCUGGGGCUGUGGGACAAGUUCAGCGAACUGGCCACCAAGUGCAUCAUCAAGAUCGUGGAGUUCGCCAAGCGCCUGCCCGGCUUCACCGCGCUCUCCAUCGCCGACCAGAUCACCCUGCUCAAGGCGGCCUGCCUCGACAUCCUGAUGCUGCGCAUCUGCACGCGCUACACGCCCGAGCAGGACACCAUGACGUUCUCGGACGGGCUCACGCUGAACCGCACGCAGAUGCACAACGCCGGCUUCGGGCCGCUCACCGACCUCGUGUUCGCCUUCGCCGGGCAGCUGCUGCCCCUCGAGAUGGACGACACGGAGACGGGGCUGCUCAGUGCCAUCUGCCUCAUCUGCGGAGACCGCAUGGACCUGGAGGAGCCCGAGAAGGUGGAGAGGCUGCAGGAGCCGCUGCUGGAGGCGCUCAAGGUGUACGCGCGGCGCCGGCGCCCGCGCCAGCCCCACAUGUUCCCCCGCAUGCUCAUGAAGAUCACCGACCUGCGCAGCAUCAGCACCAAGGGGGCCGAGCGCGCCAUCACGCUCAAGAUGGAGAUCCCGGGCCCCAUGCCCCCCCUCAUCCGGGAGAUGCUGGAGAACCCCGAGAUGUUCGAGGAGGAGGAGGAGGAGGCGGCGCCGGCCCCCCCGGACCCCCCCAGCGCCGAGGGCAGCCCGGCCCCCGCCCGCCCCGACUCGCCGUAG